UUUUUGUCUUGUUAUAUUACAGAAUUAAAUAUUAGCUAAAAUUAUUGAUGACCAUGGGUCCUGAAGCUCUCCAGAAGAAACUUGAAGAAGAAUCUGAAGGCUUCAAGAAAUUGCAAAAAGAAAUCAGUAAGACGAGCAUACGGCGGUCACAGCUGGACUCGCAGCUAAAUGAGAACAACCUUGUUAAAGCUGAAGUUGAUUUACUGGAGGAGAGCGACGUGGUCUACAAGCUCAUUGGCCCGGCAUUGAUAAGGCAAGAUCUCGCUGAAGCAAAGUCCAGCGUCGACAAAAGGAUAGAGUACAUCACGAAUGAAAUAAAACGUCAUGAUUCGGCACUGGAAAAACUGGAGAAGGAGCAAAACACCAAGCGGGAAGGAAUCAUGAAGUUACAGCAGCAGCUACAGCAGCUGCUCACCAAAGCUGCCGCUAUGAGCUGAGCCUCCAAGAAACCAGCCAUGUCUUAUUUUCGUUGAAACUGAAUUAUAUUUAAGAUUAUUUGCCACUAAUUCUCCUAGUUUAAUAAUAACAAGCUAUUUAUGACCUGCUUAGUAAGCCUUUGUUACCAGUGUACGUGGAAGUUUAGAACUCCAAUCAAUAAGUUUCAAUUAUAAUUUGGGUUUCGCAACUCUUCUCAAGAUUCAAACUUUUCUUGUUGAGCUCAAGGAAGGUAAAGAAUUAGCUGAUCAAAAAUAAAUUUUAAUUACA
Messenger RNA from Hyalella azteca, 705 nucleotides. RefSeq names its product prefoldin subunit 6 (gene Pfdn6). The coding region runs from base 48 to 437 and encodes 129 amino acids. Gene Ontology annotation, biological process: chaperone-mediated protein complex assembly; protein folding. Lineage: Eukaryota; Metazoa; Arthropoda; Malacostraca; Amphipoda; Hyalellidae. Gene Ontology annotation, molecular function: protein-folding chaperone binding. The transcript has 4 exons. The record is from RefSeq and is a predicted model, not a curated record. Gene Ontology annotation, cellular component: cytoplasm; prefoldin complex.